AACCAAACUAUAGUCUAUAAUAGAUAAUAAAUUGUUCAAUUAAUAUUUUUCGUGAUUUGACAUUAUUAAUUUUUUAUUAUAAUACUUUCCUAUCAAUAAAAUCAAUCAACAAUAUUCUCGCUGUGUUUUAAAUCCAAAAAAUUAACAAAAAUCAUCAUCAUUUUUUGUGUUUCUUUACUCAAGGUGACGUGAUUUAGAUAUUAGUGUGUUAGCUUUUCUAGCCUGAAAUUUUGUUUGUUAUUAAACAAUUUAUUGAUGAUGUUAUUAUAUAAAUAAAUUUAACAAUAUCAGGUGUAAAUAAUGAAUAAAAAAGAAGGAAGAUUUAGAAAUGAUGGUACGGAUCGUUCACGUAAAGGAUCAAAAAAUAUAAAAAACACAAAUGAAGAUGUACAAAGAGCAAUUGAAGGACUAAAAGGAAUUCCUGAUGAUGAACUUCAGGAAUUUCUUGAUGAUGAAGAAUUACAGGGUCUUGAUGUUGUUGAUGCUUGGGAGGGUGAUGAGGAGCAAGUAGAACAACGAGGAAAUAGAGGUCGUCAUCAACGUAGAAAUUCUGGUAAUCGUAAUCGUCGUGGUGGUCGUAGAGGAGGUUUUGGUAAUCGUAAUCAAGGUUUACGUGAUAAACAUGAAGAUAAAAAACGUGAAGAUGCACGUAGAGAUCCAUCAAAAAGUUCAAAAGAUAUUGAACGUGAUAAAAUGCGUGCACGUCGUGAUAAUGAAACAAAAAUACUUGCUGAAAAAGAAAAAGCUAUUAAAAAUUUACUUGAUUCAGAUACAGUUGUACCACCUGGUACUGAAGUUGAAGCUAUUGAAACAUUUGAUAAACAAAUACAAAAUAAUCGUAAUAAUCGUGAGCAUAAUCGUAGCUCUGAUCGUCAUAGAAAUCAAAAUUCAAGUCCAUUUUUUCGUAGAAGUCGUGGUAGUCCACGUGGAAGAGGAAGAAAUACAUUUUUUAAUACACCAGAACGUAGAAGAAGAACAAGUUGGGAUAGAAAAAGUAGUUUAGAUCGUCGUGAACGUAGAAUUAGUCCUGAUAGACAAUUUAGAAGACGAAUUGAUGAACGUGAAUUUAGAUUAAAUCGUCGAAGUAGAUCAUCUAUACGUAGCAGAAGUCGUGAUCGUUCACGUCGCCGUUGGAGUAGAUCUCCAAUUCGUGGUAGUGGUCAUGGUGAUUCACGUCGUCGUAGUAUAAGUAAAUCACCAGAAAGACGUAGAAAACGUUCACCAUUUCUUCAUGAAAUAGCUAGACAACUCAAUAAUGAUGCUCUCUUAUCUGGAAAUAUUAAUAAUCAAGGUUUUAAUCAACAAAUUCAACCACUUAAUAUUCAACCACCACCACCACAAAAUCAUCAUGGUAAUUUACAAUUACCACCACAUCAUUAUGGUCAUCCAGAACCAAUGGUGGGACCAUAUUCAGUACCAUUUGAACCUCAACCACCUGUACAACCAGUUAUGAAUUUUGAACAAAUACAUCGACCAAUUCAUCAACAUAUGGAUUAUAAUCCACCACCACCACAACAACAACAACCACCAAUACAAGCACCACCACAACAUGUAUUAUUUAAUCAAAUGCCACAAAUGGUAAAUGAUAAUCACGUAUAUCAAGCACCAGUUUUAUUACCAACACCUAAUAUACCUCAACCAGUACCAGCACCAAUGCAAACUGAUCAAUUUAUACAACAUUCUUCAACACAUGAAUUACCACAACCAUCACCAGAUUCCAAUAGAAGAAUUUCAGAUGAACAUAGAUAUCGUGAUGAUUUUAAUAAUGAAAAAAAAAUGAGACGAGAUAGAGGUGUUAGACAUAAUCGACUUGUCACACCAGAGCCACCAAUCAUUUCAGAAAAAAAAUUAUAUGAAAAAACCAGUUUAUCCAGUCUACUUGAAGCAUCUGUAUUAGCUAAAGGUUUUAAACCAGAAAUAAUAAAAAAUUGUGAACAAGCAUUACGUGAAUUACCAGAUGAAGAUCAUCGUUUACGUAUGAAAGGACGUUUUUUUUAUGAUUCAAAAAGUGAAGAUGAAGAAAUACCAAAACAACCUGAAUAUUUAUCAAAUUCAAUACUUUUAAAUAAAAAUAAAACUCAUUCAUUAUGGUUAACAAAUGAUAAAAAAAUUGAUUCAUUAAAAAAUACAAUUGAAACACAUCAAAAAUAUUGUCAAACUGAAAUUGAAUAUAAUGAUAUAUCAGUACAAACAUCAAUUGAAAUGAUUGAUUUUUGUGUACAAGUAUGUCCAGGUGAUUUAAGAUUAUCACCAUUAAGAGAAGAUAAACGUCCAAUAAUGGAUCGUCUUGAUUGGAAUGUUAGAGAACAUAAUGAUUAUGUACGUGAAGUUGAUGAUUUAAGAUGGAGUUUAUCAUCAAAUCCAAAACGUUCAUAUAAAAGAACAUUAUCACCAGAUGAUGAUAUUGUUAGACAAAAUAUUACUGAUAUUAGUCAGCAUAAUUUUAUUGAUAUUAAUCGUCAUAAUAUUGAUAAUAAUAACUUUAAUCAAGAUUUAGAAAGACCAAUUAGAGAUGGUUUAUCACCAAGUCCACAUGAUUAUCGUCCACAUUCACCAUUACAUAAUCGUAAUGAUACAUUUGAUGACAGUCCAUACAGAUCAAAUUAUAAUCAGCAUAAUAAUGAUAGAUAUUCACCAAAUUUUAGAAGAAAUAUUGAUAAUUAUGAUGAUAAUAUUAGUCAACAUAGUCGUAAUAGAAGUCCUGAUAUUAUUGAAGAACGUAAUGAUCAUCAUCGUCAUGGUGAUGAUGAUGACGAUGAUGAUGUACAAGUUUUAGAUGAUGAUAUAUUUACAAGAGAAUCAAAUUGGCGUGAACGUGGAUCAAGUAAGACAUUUGGCAGUUUAACAAAUUUAUCACAUAAAUCUAGACCAUCAAGAGGUAAAUUUACAUCUGGAAGAAGUUUUCGUGCACGUGGAAAUAGUUAUCGUGGAAGAUAUUAAAACAAAUUUAAAAAAAAAAAAUAUAUAUUGUUUAUUUAUUACUUGCAUAAUAAUUAAUUAUGUCUGUAAUAUAAUUAUUAUUAUUUUUUUUUGUUUUAAAAUUUUUGAAAUGAUAAUAUUUAUCUAUCCGUAAGAUGAGCUAUGUGCAAAUGUUCAUAAUUGAACAACCAAAGGUUUUUUAAUUGUUGAUUUUUGUUUAAAAUACAAACUGAAAAUACACUCAUAUUUUUUUUCAGUCUGAAUAUUUCUUUUAUUAUUAUUUUUUUUUUUUUAUAUUUAUAUGUGUAUAUCAUGUAGACAUUUAAUUAAUUUACAUAGUUUGUAUAUAUACAUAUUUUGAUUGAUUAAAGGAAAAUUUAAUUGGGCUAAUUUUCUACACAAUUGAUUGACUUUAUAUAUAGAUAAAAUAACAUCACGCUAAUUUUUAUGAUGCCCAAUGAUCAAAUUUAAUAUAUAAGUUUUUGUUUUUACAUUAAACUACAAUUAAAAUACAGCUUGUU
This is a messenger RNA of Aphidius gifuensis, 3440 nucleotides long. RefSeq lists its product as uncharacterized. The transcript has 6 exons. Bases 301 to 2940 code for a protein of 879 amino acids. Lineage: Eukaryota; Metazoa; Arthropoda; Insecta; Hymenoptera; Braconidae. The record is from RefSeq and is a predicted model, not a curated record.